Messenger RNA from Solea solea (common sole), 1199 nucleotides. RefSeq names its product TP53 induced glycolysis regulatory phosphatase b (gene tigarb). The transcript is spliced from 6 exons. Gene Ontology annotation, cellular component: cytosol. Lineage: Eukaryota; Metazoa; Chordata; Actinopteri; Pleuronectiformes; Soleidae. Gene Ontology annotation, biological process: regulation of pentose-phosphate shunt; fructose 2,6-bisphosphate metabolic process; positive regulation of DNA repair. Bases 48 to 920 code for a protein of 290 amino acids. Gene Ontology annotation, molecular function: fructose-2,6-bisphosphate 2-phosphatase activity. The record is from RefSeq and is a predicted model, not a curated record.
AAAACCAGGAAGUAAAUUCAGACCGGCUGCUGCUGCUGCUGCUGAAGAUGUUGACUUUUAGUUUAACACUCGUGAGACAUGGGGAAACACAGUACAACAGAGACAAGCUGCUACAAGGUCAAGGUGUGGACACGCCGCUGUCAGAGACAGGUGUGCAGCAGGGUGAGGCAGCGGGACGAUACCUCCACGACAUCGCGUUCACCAAUGUGUUUGCCAGUAACUUACAGCGGGCCGUGCAGACGGCUGAAAUAAUCCUGAGGAACAACACUCACUGCUCCGGCGUGGAGAUGCUGUUGGAGCCGUUACUGAGAGAGCGGAGUUUCGGCGUCGCAGAGGGGCGUCCCAAAGAGCAUCUGAAGAACAUGGCCAACGCUGCGGGUCAGUCGUGUCGGGACUACACUCCACCAGGAGGAGAAACCCUAGGUCAGGUGAAGCUACGAUUCAAAAAAUUCCUCCAAGUCCUUUUCAAGCAAAUGUUGAGUGAACACGGGUCGUCGGGCUCGGGUUCCUCUGCCGGAGCGUCAGGAGACGGGGUUUCUGUAAACGGCUCUGCUGCUUCUGCUGCUUCUGCUGCUUCUGCUGCUGCUUCUGCUGCUGCUUCCUCUGCUGCUUCCUCUGCGGAAGGCGCCUCGGUUGGUUCGGCCGAUGAAGGUCUGGAGGGACUGUCGGUCCACGCUCUGGUCGUGUGCCACGGCGCUUACAUCCGCGUGGCCGUGCGGCACCUCAUGGAGGACUUAAAGUGCUCCGCUCCUCCAGGGAUGAAGACGUCUCAGCUGAUGUCCCCCUGUCCAAACACGGGCAUCAGCCGCUUCCUCUUCACUCUGAGCCAGACCGAGUCCGGCCCGGUCCUCUCCUCCACUCGUUGUGUUUUCACCAACAGAAAACUUCACCUGGAAAAGCUCAUGGAUCAAAGUGUGUAGCAGUCGAGACCCACUGAGAUUUAUUAGCCAAAGAGAUUUGAUGAUUAUUAUUGUGUGGGUGUGUGUGUGUGUGUGUGUUAGACUCCAAACAGAGAUUUAGACAUUUGCUUUCCUGAAUGUUGAGAGAGAAACCGAGAGACAAGAGUCGAGUCGAGUCGAGUCGAGUCAAGUCGAGUCGAGUCGAGUUGAGUCGAGUCGAGUCGAGACUGCGUCGUGUAAAAUGCAUCACAGGGAAUCACCGUCAGUGUCUGAGUUCAGGCGUUCCUGUGUAAACACGGC